This is a messenger RNA of Xyrichtys novacula (pearly razorfish), 6156 nucleotides long. The record is from the annotation of a GenBank genome assembly. Lineage: Eukaryota; Metazoa; Chordata; Actinopteri; Labriformes; Labridae.
GCCGUUGUUGCUAGGUUACUCUGUGUAAGCGGUUCAGGAGGCAGGUGCUAGUGAGGUGAGGAAAGAUGACAGAAAUCAAGAGCAUGUAAACCAUGUGAGCUCCCUCCCUCCAGUGCUAAUUUAGACUAAUUCAGGCUUCAUAAAGUAUGAGGUUUCAUGAUAUCAUGGAACAGAAUGAGAUACUAGAUAAGAACAUCCAUCUGACUAACAAAAAUUUCUGUUUUACUGAGUGAUAAUUCAUAUGUUUUGUAGGGGAGAGUGGGGGUAAGAGGAGCCAUUUUUUAUAUUUCAGAUCUCUACAUCAAGGCUUGAUGCCCAUCUCCUAAAUAUUUGGUCACAUGAUCAAUUUCUUUUACCAUUUCCAAGCGACAGGGGGUGGCUCAACUUACCCUUUGGCUCAACAUACAUCACUCUCCCCUUGAGGCUGAAAUAAUUAUCUUAAAUAUCAUUGUGUCUCUGGGUAAUUUCUUCCAAAUCUAUCAGAAUUAUGUACUAAACCUCUUAUAAUAGUAACUUUGCAUAUCUACACAUAGUCAGUUCAACAAAUAAACCAGCUGGGGUUAGAAUAAAUCAUAAAAUUGAAUAUGUCUGCAGCAUUGCAUUCAUUAACAGCCUUGGCAGAGUAAAAAAACUUCUCUUAACGUUAAGUUUGAUGUAAUUAUACUAAUUUGAUAAGAAAGCGGGUGUAUUCAGCUGUGGGCCUGAACUUGUUUUGUUGUUGACAUUACAAAUAAUGCUUGAUUGUGAUCACUAAAGCGAUCUUAAAAAUUAAUGCUUGCUUCAGAGACCAUAGGAGACUAAAGGAGUGUUGGUUAAAUUAAAUACUAUUCUUCUCAAAGUAUUACCCUUUGUGAUUUUACUUUAAUCUUUAUAUACAUAGUUAAAUUGGUUGAGCACUGAGGGCUUCAGUUUUUUCCUGAAAUGAAAAUUUCAGUAGAAUAUGGAUCACUCAGUUAGCAAUAUCAGUUUCUGACACUGGCAAAUACAAAUUUAUGCUUUUCAUGAGCAUAAAUGUUUACAUGUAAACAAAUGAGCAGUUGGAAACAUGCUGUAGCCUGUGUGCGGACAUGAUGGGUAUACAAACGGAAAAACAACAACAUCCAAUAAACUCUUGGGGGAGUAGUUGUUCAGGGUUCGAUCUUUCAGCUCGUCUUGCUGCUGUAGAGGGAGAUUUCCAGGCAUUGUUUUCGGAAGAGGCCCAAGGAUUGCGGCGCCUCGUGAUUGGCUGUCUCGCAGAGCUACUACCACGUGGUGCCGAGAGCUGACCAAUAGCCGCACUCGGGGCGUAGACCAAGGAAGCGUCGUUACCAUCGAGUGAUCAUGCUAGCCGAAGAAGUCCAGUGUAACUAGCAUUGCUAACUCCUGCAAUGAAAACGUCGGUUAUUCUCUGAGUUUAGCGCCGGUUUGUCACAACCAACUGGAUAUAGAAUGGAAAGAACAACCUGUGCGUAGAAGUCUUUACCUGUUUUUUAACCGACUGGCCAGGAUAGGACGGCAGUUUCGGUUAAGUAGCUAGUUAGCUAGCGCUGCUAACCGUUACAUGCUCCUCCAGCCCUCCUCCUCCAUCACAGCCAGCACAAGAAGCUCCAACAACCCGGCGUGUCUGACGUUCCCACCAUCAUGGAGAAGGUGCGUAAUCUUUCAAGGCAAACCCUGAAGCUGUAACGUAGACUGUAACUUACUUCUCAGAGAGGACACGCUGAUACCGAGCUAGCUGGGCAGCGUUUUCGGCCACACCUGCUCCUCCUGUUGGCAUUCAUUCACCGAGGCCGAGCCGGCAUCGCUGUACGCUCUUAAGCCGCUAAGCUUUGACUUGCUAAUUUGAAACCACAAACUCCACUCUGUGCCUUCCACUAUCUGAUAUCAUCGGGUUCAGUUGGGGGGUGAGUGGGGUCGGUACAGGCCCGUCGGUGUGUGCUGGUUUAUGGGAUGAGGGAACGCCCAGCACUGCCUUACUGACUCAUGUUAUCCUCUGUCUGCAAUGCUGCUCCUUUACACCUGUGUGUGUGUUACACCUCCCUGCACUUACCUGGCGCCACAGUAAAGAAACUCAUGAAACACAUGCGCUAAAAAUUGUUGCUGUGAAAUGCCACAGGUGAAGAAACCUGCUUAGGUAGCAUCUUUUUGGAGUCUGGGAACCCUUAUGAGGUAGGGGAGAGUGGGGUAAGAUGAGCCAUUUUUCAUUUUUCGGAUCGCACAGUUUCAAUCAUAGUUUUGUCUCUAACUAGCGUAUCUGCAUAUAUUUCAAGAUGUUGUGCAUCCCUGCAAACCAACAGAAUGAGUGUAAACAUAACUGUCUUGAUAAUAUAGCAUGCCAAAUAAAAAAAAAAGUGGUCUCCAGUAUGAGGGGGGUAAGUUGAGCCGUAUCCCUACUAUCCCCCCACUCUCCACCCCAGCCCUCCCUCACCUUCUCUCUCCCUAAAUAACAGUCACUUCUUCACAUCAUGUGUAUUUUUAUCUAUUAUACACUACUGACAACAAUUCACACAAGUUAAGGUUUUUUUUUAAACUAAGGUUCAGGAGGACAAGAUUGACAGAAAGGAUAUAGGGUCUCUGAAAUUUGUACAACCCAGAAGUUCCUUUGAAGAGUUUUCUUUUUAGCUUUUGUUUUACUCUUUUCUUAAUUAACCUUUGACGCCUUUUAUUGUUUUUUUUUCUCUUGCUCAUGUCUGUUGCUCUAUUUAAUCAUUACUAUUAUUAUCAGUACUAUUUAUUAUUUUAUUAUCAUUAUUGAUGCUGUCUUUUAUUGUUUCUAUCCUAUUUUCUGCUUUCAAUCGCCCUUUUAACUGCAUUUUCUUUAUCUUAACUAUUUUAUGUUUUUAUUUUGGUCCUCAUGGUUUCAUUUUAUGUUGCAUGGUUCUUGUAUUGUCUAAGUUCCUUGUGACAUUUGAAAAUGGCCUUUCUUCAUGACUAUCUGUCAAAGCGCUUUGUAAACUUCCAUUUGUAAAAGUGCUAUAAAAAAGUUAUUAUUAUUAUUAUUAUUAUUAUUGUUGUUAUUUAAUGGUAAAUUAAAAAAGAUGGUAAAACAUUUCCUAACCAAAGCUGUGUAUCUCCUCUCCCUCUACCCACAGGCAGAUUUCUUGAAAGGACUUCCUGUCUACAAUAAGAGCAACUUCAGCAGGUUUCAUGCAGACUCUGUUUGUAAAGCAUCUGUAAGUACAUUAGUCUAGCUUAUGGAUAUGAUAUUUGAUAAUUAUUUACUACAUAGUUCAUGAAGUAAUUAACUGUGAUUGGCCAUUACAUAGCAACAUUUCAUCACCACGUUUAGGUAUUUCUCGACAGCACACUGUUGCUAUGAAGAGUAAGCACUUAACACAGGGUUAGGGAACGCAGUGUUAAAUGGCUGAUAAGUAAAGACUUAAAAGUAGACUGUUACUAUGGAUACAGCUCAUAUACGAGUAUAGAAGAUCACGUCUUGAUUAUUAAGUGUUUAUUUAUUGACUCAUUAAGUAAGUGGCAGGGUAAUAUGCAGAGUAAUACACAGUUAGCGGGCUGUUAUAGCAAAAAUAAACUCCUUCAGGGUAAGACAAGCACCCUCUGCUCACCCUGGUGGAGCUCUGAGUCAGCAACCGGCUUACUCCACAUAAUUGCUCCUCAAAAAAUAUACUCAAACAGAAGACCAUAUUGUUCACACAAAAUGCAUCAAGGCCCACAAUUACUGUGAUUCAUGACCUCUUUGUUUUCUGUUCUACAGAAUCGAAGGCCCUCAGUGUACCUUCCAACCCGCGAAUACCCCUCUGAGCAGAGUGAGUACAAACCUGCUGUGCAGCACUGAGCUCAAGGACAAAGAAACAGCAAAGGGUUCAGAUAUGAACCUUAAGGCUGUUAAUAACAAAAAAAACAACAAAGCUUUUGUGCAUCAACUGAGCGAUGAGGCCAAAUUUUGCCAAACAUGAUCUGUCGGUGAUAUUCUAACUGUGUUUGCUCUACAGUUAUUGUAACAGAGAAAACAAACAUCCUUCUGCGUUACCUCCAUCAGCAGUGGGACAAAAAGGUGAGCAUGUGCAGUUUCAUCUUUAGUCUUUUGGUUAAAAUAUUUGUCGUCUUUGGUCUAAAAAAAGCUUCAUUAUUAUUAUGAAUAAAGAGAAAUGUUGUGACUCUACUGACUGCAGUGAAAUCCUCUGUGUCACACAGAAUGCAGCAAAGAAAAGGGAACAGGAACAAGGUGAGGGUGACAGUCCGGCACCCCCGAGGAAGAUCGCCAGGACAGACAGCCAAGAGAUGAAUGAGGACUCAUAAGUGUGCGUGUGUAAGUGUGUGUGUUGACUGUGUGCGUGCAGAAGUGAAUGAGAAAGAAAGAGGUAGUAUGUAUGUCGGAUGUUUGCUUGUACAGGGUAUAGCCAGUAUAAACUGAACAAAAGGAUCAUUUCAGCUGAAGAAAGACUUUGGGUCUUUGGGUUCAGGAGCAGGAGGCUGUUACUGGCAUAAACAAAAGACUCGCUGUCUGAAGAAUUGGGACAAAAAUACAUCAACUAGGUAGCAAUAUCUAGAGUAAAGUUGUGUGUGUGAAAGUAGUGAGACCACAGAAGAUGACUCAGUUGCCGUUGGUCUCUUUUAUCUUGGCUAUCCCCUGUGUGGGUUGAUGAACGUGUUUGUGUACGUAUGCAUGCUGAGCAGUGACUGCGUGUUGUGUGUCGUAACGUGCUGUGUGUGUGUGUGUGUAUGCGGCGAAUGAUGAGUCGAAAACAUGUCAGAGUAGAUUUCAGAUCAGAGAUGGACUUGACAGAUGAAGUCAGACACUGUUCUUAAAAAACAGUCUCCGAACUGGUCCAUGACUCAUGUAGCCUUCUGGAGAGACUGUCCUGAUUUGUGCAAAGAUGAUGACGUUUUGUUACUGUUUUAAUUUUAUUCUAACUAUUAUUGUUUAUGUAUGGCAACGAGCUUCCUGCCAGCCACAGUGCCCGCCCUCUCAGUUUCACUGCCCACUCUGCAGCCACACAGGGGUAUUGCGACAUUUCUCCACACUGUUUGAAUCAACAGAACCAUGAAUGCACUGUGAAGAACAGCACAAAGUAGAAGCAACUCUUCCACAACCCCCUUCUUAGAUGUUUGUUUACAGCCGAUAUUCAUAUUUUCAUUCUCCUCUGGGGCUUGUGUUAAUAGGAUAAAUGUUGUGUUGAUGUUUGAAAAAUACUUUUGCGUCUAGCACCACGACCUGGCUGACUGAGGCUAGUAAAUAUAGGAAUGUUUAAAAAAGAAAAAAGGAAAGUUGGGCUGAGAUAUGGAGCAGUGAAAUGUGGGGUCUCCAGUUGCACAUCAAUGUAACAGCACAGCUAGUUAAGAAGAAUUGUGACCUUGUUUUGGGAAAAGAGGAGAGGACACAUCAUGUGUAAAUACUUGCCAGUACAAGACUUAGUUUAUCCCAUGAAGGGUCUUUUUGUCUGCCUUUCCUAAAAUACUACAAGCGUGUGGUUAGCAGAUGGCCCUCUCUGAAAGUAAAGAACCCUGGCUGAAUGUUACCUUGCAUGUUGACACCCAGGUGUUAUAUUCCAGGACCGGUUAAAAGGUGAGAAGGUAUCAGUGGAAGGUUUUAGUCUAUAGGCCUUACAACCUGUCAUCGUGGCUCCAGCCCCUGUUUUCCCCGGAGUAUAGCUGUGCUGUUCACUCUCUUCGGGAGAACUCUGGGUCAUUUUUUGUCUUGAGCGGUUGAGGUAAACACGAGAAAGUCGGAAAGAUUAUUUUACUCUCAGCCAUAGAAUGCACAAUAAGCAUGCACAGCAAAGUAGAGCCAUCCUGCCUUGUUCCUGAGAUUCAGUUUGUAUCGGUGACAUUGACUUCACAACACUGAAGAAGGCUUUUUUUUUUUAAAUGUUCUAAUCACUGCCCGGCAGGGUCACGUUGAAGCCUCCUGUCCUUCCUGCUGCAGUGUUGGUUGACAGCGCGGUCGGUCAUCUUCCUGCAUACAAUGUAAAUACUGUCUGUUUCUGAAGCGUAAACACAUGAAGCUUCUCAGAUAUAGACUGUUCUAUACCCUAAGCCUUGCCCCGUAUCAUAGCUGUUAGAGCAGAUAUUGUUCUUUUUAGCUUUGCUGAAAUAAAACUGGACUGAAACUGGGUCUUUUUUGUCUUGUGUUACUUUGAAAAAAUGAGGCUUUGAGCAUCUGUCGGGGAGCAAAGCAAGCCUGGAGUUUUGAUUUUGCAGGAAAGAAACUGGUCA